Molecule: messenger RNA, 792 nt
Organism: Andrographis paniculata
Lineage: Eukaryota; Viridiplantae; Streptophyta; Magnoliopsida; Lamiales; Acanthaceae
Product: ubiquitin-fold modifier-conjugating enzyme 1
Exons: 3
Coding region: 88-615 (175 amino acids)
Biological process (GO): protein K69-linked ufmylation
Cellular component (GO): cytoplasm
Molecular function (GO): UFM1 conjugating enzyme activity
Source: RefSeq, a predicted model, not a curated record
UAUGUAUAUACAUUUGGUAUUUUGACUGCGUAUAAAGAAAGCUUUCCGCUCCAACUCGAAACCCUAUCGGCGAUCUCCGGUAGGAUCAUGGACAGCUGGGAUCCGACAACGAAGUCGGUUUUGACGCAAAUUCCUCUGCUCUCGGUGAAGGCCGGGCCACGCGACGGCGCCGCCUGGACGCAGCGGCUCAAGGAGGAGUACAAGGCGUUGAUCGCCUACACCUCCAUGAACAAGUCCAAGGACAACGAUUGGUUCCGGAUCUCCGCCGCGAAUCCGGAGGGGACUCGAUGGACUGGAAAGUGUUGGUACGUCCACAAUUUACUCAAAUACGAGUUCGAUUUGCAGUUCGAUAUUCCCGUUACCUAUCCCGCCACCGCGCCGGAGCUCGAGUUGCCGCAGCUCGAUGGGAAGACACAGAAGAUGUAUAGAGGAGGGAAGAUAUGCUUGACGGUGCAUUUCAAGCCGCUGUGGGCGAAAAAUUGCCCUAGGUUCGGCAUAGCUCAUGCACUCUGUUUGGGACUGGCGCCAUGGCUUGCAGCUGAAAUCCCGAUUCUUGUGGAUUCGGGCAUGAUUAAGCACAAAGAUGAUACAGCAACAACCAGCGAAUCUGCGUGACCCAAAACAGUGUUUUGCCCCUCGCCCUAUUUAUAUUUAACUUUGAGCUGAACUACUGUUUUUACUUACAGAUUUCAUAAACAUCGAUGAACCUAAAUGCCCGAAUCUUGAGAUGUUAUUUAAUAUACAAUGGCUGACAGUUCUUUAGGAAAAAAAAAUUUCUCAUCUUUAGACGCA